CUUUUCAGCUUCUCUCUCACGAUCGCAUGCGUUUUUUGCAUUGCAUCAAGAAAGAAAGAACAAGAAGAGGAAGAAUUUUGAAAAAUCAAAAGAUCCUAUUUGAGUGUUGGAGAUGGCUUCGGUGUCACCAUUGGCUAAGUAUAAACUGGUCUUCUUAGGAGAUCAAUCUGUAGGGAAAACAAGCAUCAUCACACGUUUCAUGUAUGAUAAGUUCGACACAACCUACCAGGCUACUAUUGGAAUCGAUUUCCUAUCGAAAACGAUGUACCUGGAAGAUCGAACUGUUCGUCUCCAGCUUUGGGAUACGGCUGGACAAGAAAGAUUCAGGAGUUUAAUUCCAAGUUACAUAAGAGAUUCUUCUGUUGCUGUAGUUGUUUAUGAUGUAUCCAAUCGGCUCUCAUUUCUCAACACAUCCAAAUGGAUCGAAGAAGUCCGCACCGAAAGAGCUGGUGAUGUUAUCAUUGUUCUUGUCGGGAACAAGACCGAUCUUGUCGAUAAAAGACAAGUCUCGAUUGAAGAAGGAGACAGCAAAGGUCGUGAAUAUGGAGUUAUAUUCAUUGAGACCAGUGCAAAAGCAGGGUUCAAUAUCAAGCCCUUGUUUCGCAAAAUCGCUGCGGCAUUACCAGGAAUGGACUCAUAUUCAAACAUGAAAACUGAGGAUAUGGUUGAUGUUAACCUAAAAGCUACUUCGAAUUCAUCCCAAGGAGACCAACAAGGAGGAGGCUGCUCGUGUUGAUGGUUCACAAGAAAGAACAGAGAAGAGAGUAACCUUUCGGUUCGGCUAACAUUGUUUAUCUGUCCAAAUGCUUAUAAAAAGCUGUGUGAUGUCAGUUUCCACUUUUAACAUAUCUGUUUGUGGAUCCGAGUUGUUACUGUGACUUUACGUGUGAGUGUAUUUGUUUUACAGUAUGGUUGAUGCAGUUAAUUCGCAGUAUAUUAGUGAGGGUCUGCAUAA
Messenger RNA from Raphanus sativus (radish), 955 nucleotides. RefSeq names its product ras-related protein RABH1d. Bases 113 to 736 code for a protein of 207 amino acids. Lineage: Eukaryota; Viridiplantae; Streptophyta; Magnoliopsida; Brassicales; Brassicaceae. The transcript is spliced from 4 exons. The record is from RefSeq and is a predicted model, not a curated record. Gene Ontology annotation, molecular function: GTP binding; GTPase activity.